Arabidopsis lyrata subsp. lyrata is the source of this 1555-nucleotide messenger RNA. RefSeq lists its product as uncharacterized. NCBI's taxonomy places the organism in Eukaryota, Viridiplantae, Streptophyta, Magnoliopsida, Brassicales, Brassicaceae. Gene Ontology annotation, molecular function: transmembrane transporter activity. The record is from RefSeq and is a predicted model, not a curated record. Bases 197 to 1333 code for a protein of 378 amino acids. Gene Ontology annotation, biological process: transport. The transcript is spliced from 7 exons.
UCGUCUUCUUCGUCUUCUCAGGUCUCUCUGAUCUGGGUUUUGCUUCAACGUGAAACAGCACUGAGUUUGAAGAUGAAGUUUCUGUUUACUUAAUAUCCUGUGAGAGAAACGUAUUUUUGACUGAAACAGCAUCAGAGGUAUAUGUACAUUUGUUUUCGCAGAGGCAUUUCGUCGAACAGUUAGACGACGACUUGAGAUGGAUAAGCUUCUUGAGAAUCAUCAGUUUGCGACGCAUGCCAUCGCCGCCUCGGCAUCUGUCUCGUUAGGAACUGCUCUCGCUUAUCCUUUAGAUACCAUCAAAACUAUAAUCCAGGUUGGUUCAGGACCCAAUAAGAAAUUAAGCUCCUUUCAAGUUGUGAAUAGAGUUCUCCGAUUCUCUGGCUAUUCAGGUCUGUACAGUGGUCUUGGAUCGUUAACUUUAGGAAGAAUUUCAGGUGUUGGUGGAAGGUUUGGUGUCUAUGAGAUUCUAACAGCUUUCUACAAAGAUGGUCGACAUGAUAACUAUGUGAGUGUCGGUGAGGCUUUUCUGGCUGGGAUGGUGGGAGGUGCAGCAGAAACAGUGAUGACUUCUCCAUUUGAGCUAAUCAAAGUCCGAAAACAAGUGACUGCUGCAUCACGAGCUCCAAAUGCUACCGCUGUUGCAGAAACCGCACCGGUUUCACCCAUGCUCACAAAACUGCUAAGAAGAUACACUCUUGAUGUAAAGUCAUUGACACAAACAGUCAGUCUCUUAUCUGUCUUAAAUCACAAACACCCAAACAUGACAGCCGCUUUGCAAGAGUAUCCAUGGAUGAUGACUGGAACAGGAAACCCACCAUCAGCCAUGGAUGUCAAAAGACCGCUCGAUGUUGCAUCACUUGAAGGAUAUAGAGCUUUAUGGAGGAAUCUACGUUCGGGUCUUGUAAGAGAUUGUAUUUACGGAGGAGUGUUCUUCUCAACAUGGCAGUUUCUUCACGAGGCAAUGGUCGGUUGGAAAGCCGUCGGGAUGAAUCCUCUGCCCAGUUCUGAAGAAGAAAUUGGACCUUUAUCACCAGUAGCCAUUAGCGUUGCCGCUGGGUUUUCUGGUGCCAUUGCAGCUGCAGCAUCACAUAGCUUUGAUACAGCAAGAACACGUGCACAGUGUGUAAUAUUGCCCAAGUAUACAGCAAAAGAGAGGAAGUUUCUAAGAUGGAAUAAACCAGGGAAGAGAUUAGAGAGAUGGACAGGAAUCCAUCCUACAGACAGAAAUCUCCUGUUCCGAGGUAUCUGGAUAAGGAUGGCUCGAAGCUCUGUUGCAUCGACGGUGAUCGUAGGAAGCUAUUACUUAGCCGUCGAUUUAUUGGUUCCCAAGUGAAACAGACGAUCACAUAAACCUACGAAUCUGUCUUGGAUUAGAUCAGAUAAUCAAUACCGCAAUAGUGUUUGUUUUUUGUAGCUUGCGUUUUGUUAUACACAAUUUACGAGAAAACAUUUGUGAGGUCGUCCCAAUUAUACUCUUUUAAGGUUUAUAUCAGUGAAAUAAGUAAUUAACAGAAUCAUUGGUUGUAUCUGUAAGCCUGAUGAUGACAAUUUUCAA